Lutra lutra (Eurasian river otter) is the source of this 417-nucleotide messenger RNA. Its product is annotated as ATP synthase subunit e, mitochondrial-like. The record is from RefSeq and is a predicted model, not a curated record. Gene Ontology annotation, molecular function: proton transmembrane transporter activity. Gene Ontology annotation, biological process: proton motive force-driven ATP synthesis. The coding region runs from base 146 to 358 and encodes 70 amino acids. The transcript has a single exon. Lineage: Eukaryota; Metazoa; Chordata; Mammalia; Carnivora; Mustelidae.
UGUCAAUAGCGAUACUUUGGAGAAUUGCUUUUGAAAUUUUGAGGGAAAAUGAUUUCCCAUCUUGAAUUCUGUAUGUUCAGCAAACUAUAAAUUACAAUGAAGGUGGGAGGCAGAUUGUCCUUCUGGCGUGAAGGUUUUGAACGAGAUGAUGUCGCCCGUGCUUGUCUCUCUGCUCAUCAAGCUUGGUCACUACUCUGCCUAUUUCUUGGAGUUGCCUAUGGAACCAAGCUCAGGUUACCUGAAACCUUGGGCAGAAGAGGAAAAGAGGAGAGUGGCUGAGGAGAAAAAGAAACAGGAUGAACAGAAAUGGAUUGAGAGAGAACUGGCAGUAGCCCAAGAUGACAGCAUACUAAAGUGAGCCUGCCGUUCUGUGGAAUGGUGUGGAUGAAUAAAGCUUUCUGUGUUGUGUGAAAAAAA